Parascedosporium putredinis is the source of this 2283-nucleotide messenger RNA. NCBI's taxonomy places the organism in Eukaryota, Fungi, Ascomycota, Sordariomycetes, Microascales, Microascaceae. The record is from the annotation of a GenBank genome assembly.
AUGGACUCGUUUAUGUUGCAAGAUGAAGCGACUAAAGACCGCAUCCGCCAGGCUGAAGAGUUUCUUGACCCGCAUGACUCUCCUCACAGAAGUUACCGAUCCGAUAUUAUCUUGAUGCUGCAAAAAAACCAGCGGAGGCUAACCGUGAGCCUGGACGAUGUUCGGAACCAAAAUCUAGAGCUUGCGCAAGGCCUGUUAGCUCAUCCAUUUGAUUACACGCUGGCAUUUAACCAUGCCCUGAAAGAGAUCACAACGACAAAUGGUGUGACGACUUCGAGCGUAUAUCCUCAGGAAGACGAUGAAGGGAAUCCCCUUAUCACGGAAUAUGGCUUCUCAACGUACCGAGAUCAUCAAACUGUCUCGAUUCAAGAGAUGCCAGAGCGUGCCCCUGCGGGCCAACUUCCACGAGGUGUCGAUGUCGUCCUCGAUGACGAUCUUGUUGACAAGGUUAAGCCAGGUGAUAGAGUUCAACUAGUUGGAAUCUACCGCUCUUUGGGAAACCGGAACACCAACCACAACAGUGCAGUGUUUAAGACAGUCAUAUUGGCCAACAAUGUGGUGCUGCUUUCCUCCAAAUCGGGAGGCGGGCUCGCAACUGCAACAAUAACAGAUUCAGAUAUUCGGAGUAUCAAUAAGAUCUCCAAGAAGAAAAAUCUUCUGGACCUUCUUUCGCAGCGAUCCCUCGACCGCAAAGUCUCAGCUCCUACGUUUUGUUCUCAAUACUGCACCCUUGGCUAUCGCUACAACAGGGCGGGGUCUUCUGGAGUUGGUCUCACUGCAGCUGUUACCUCGGACAAAGAGACUGGGGAAAGGAGACUUGAAGCAGGUGCAAUGGUGAUGGCAGAUAGAGGGGUUGUUUGCAUUGACGAGUUUGACAAGAUGUCUGACAUCGACCGGGUUGCCAUCCAUGAGGUGAUGGAGCAGCAAACGGUUACAAUCGCCAAGGCCGGUAUUCACACCUCUCUUAACGCUCGGUGUAGUGUCAUCGCUGCUGCGAACCCCAUCUAUGGACAAUACGAUACUCGCAAGGAUCCCCAUAAGAAUAUUGCGCUCCCGGACUCCUUGCUCUCCCGAUUCGACCUCCUCUUUGUCGUGACCGACGACGUAGAUGAUACAAGGGAUCGACAAGUUUCAGAACAUGUUCUUCGAAUGCACCGAUAUCGCCCUGCUGGUCUUGAAGAGGGUGCGCCGAUUCGAGAGAAUAUGGGACAGUCCUUAGGUGUGGCAGCUAAUAACCACGCCGAUCCUCAACGUUCUACAGACGUGUUCGAAAAAUUUGAUCCUCUGUUGCAUGCCGGCGUCACAAGAACUUCGGGUCGUGGGCAGAACAAGAAGCCAGAAGUUCUAAGCAUUCCAUUUAUGAAGAAGUACAUUCAAUAUGCGAAGACUCGGAUAAAGCCAGUUCUUACGCAGGAGGCGGCAGACCGGAUUGGGGAGAUAUAUGUCGGGUUGCGAAAUGACGAAAUGGAAGGCAAUCAAAGGCGUACUAGCCCUCUAACCGUCCGUACAUUAGAGACGCUUAUUCGGCUUUCAACUGCUCACGCGAAGGCGAGGCUCUCUAAUCGGGUUGAACAGCGAGAUGCUCAGGCCGCUGAGGCUAUUUUGCGAUUCGCUUUAUUCAAAGAGAUCGUGGAGGACCAAUCUCGCAAAAAGCGAAGAAAAUGCAAGCCGUGGAUUGGGCAUCUUCAAGUGGCGAGGGCUCAAGCGACAACGACGAUGAUGAUGACACAGGCGAUGAUUAUCGUGGAAGCCAAAGGCCAUCGCAAGGAAGACCGACACGCAUAUCCGCUCGUGGAGGUCCCCAACGCAAACCCCGGGGGCACAGUUCAGCCGACGGCGAAUCGCAACCCGAGCACAGCACCAUUCACCACAGGGGCUCGUGGUGCCGCCUCGUCAGAUGCAACGCGGCUUAGGCAUGGGACCCGCCCAACCAGGGGAGGUUCUGUGCAGGACUCACAGUCGUUGCCUUCCUCAGAUUCCCCUGCUCUCCUUCGAGAUGAUGACCAGCUCGCUAGUGAUACCGCCAGUUUGAUGAUAAACAUCCCAAUCACAUCUCAGAGACUUAGCCUAUUUCGGGCAACUCUAGGCCAGCUUCUCAACACAACUCUCUUUGAGGAUGACGAUUCGGCCAAUGUUGAUGAUCUUAUCCGCUCUGUUAACCACAAAAUUAUAUCCGCGGGUGGUGAGAGUUAUAGUAAAGACGAGGCUAUACAGGCCUUGAAGAAAAUGGACGAAGCUACGCAAAUAAUGUUUACUGAUGGGGAACUCGUAUACAAACUCUAA